AUGUCGACCACGUUUCGGUGGCGGACGCCCGCGCCUUUCCGCGGUUACCGGUCCAAACUUUUUUUUCCAUUUAGUGCGGACAUUGUGUAUUGUGUUUUUGUGGAUUUUUCUGAGACGUCUUAAUUUUUUUUCUUUGAGAUACAACUUGCCAUCAUGUCAUCACAGUUCUCCUCAAGACAUCUGCGUUACAAGUUGGCUCAUACUUCAGUCUCCGAUCAGCCUGUAUCUGUCGAAGUCAUGUGACGGUUGUGACCUUGACAAAAACUUUAAUGACGUAAUGUUUAAGUGUGUAUAAGUGGACUAAGCAUUGGGACGAUGCAUUUAUCGAGUGAAGUGAGUUCGACGACGAACGGACUGGGCCAUGAGGCACCAUCGUCGAGUUAUGGAAGCGCGCUGCCGAGUCAGCCGCUGACGGCAGAGUUACUGGCUGAAAGGACCUUGGAAGGUCUCUUAGCUGAUCAUCCUGGAGAGUUGGUGAAGACCGGUUGUCCUCAUGUGGUGUGCACAGUCUUACCUCCACAUUGGCGAUCAAACAAAACCUUGCCGGUAGCAUUCAAGGUGGUAGCGUUAGGAGAAGUAGGGGACGGCACCCUGGUCACCGUCAGAGCUGGUAACGACGAGAACUGUUCUGCAGAGCUAAGGAACUGUACAGCGGUGAUGAAGAACCAGGUUGCCAAGUUCAAUGACCUCAGAUUUGUUGGAAGAAGUGGGAGAGGUAAAUCGUUCACGCUGACAAUAAUGCUGGCGACCUCGCCGCCUCAGGUGGCGACGUACCAGAAGGCGAUCAAGGUGACGGUGGACGGUCCUCGCGAGCCGAGGUCCAAGACGAGGCACCAUGGCUUCCACCCCUUCCACUUCGGGCCACGGUUUCCACCUGAUCCCUUGAUGGGGUCACUACCUUUUAAGUUAUCAGGUAUAGCCCACCAGUUAGCUGGCCUACCGGGCGGUGAAUGGGGAGCGUUAGCGCGCCACUACCCGCCUCCCCUGCUGCCCACACCGGCGCACUUCACGCCGCACGUCCUGCCGCCGCACGCGCAACCUCAACAUGUACCUCCUCCGCCACAUGAGACUGAUGUGACGUCAGACAAUCCUAUAACAAUGCACGCGCACAGUACGACGAGUCCAGCUAACUCGCGUCCAAGCUCACCGCAGGACGAUGACAUCUCAGUCACCGCAUCCAGUUCGCCGCCGCCUGACGACCGUCCUGGGGCCUUCACAUCAGUCACUAGAUCACGGAAACCGAUGCAGCCCUUACCUGCACCCUCCAGUCUGUUCCACAGCGCACUAGCAGCUCAGUUAUUCCUAAACUCCCCCCUACUUCCCACUCCACCCGCGUGGUUAUACUCCCAACUAUACGGAGGCUACGACUGGUGGCUACGACCGCCUCCACCACAAGAAGACUCCAAUCAUUCCAGCCCGGAAAGAGAAGAUGAAGGGUCAACAGCAUCAGGGACGGGGAAAAAGCGUCCAGCCUCUCCGGAGUGGUCAGAACAAGGGAUGAGGACUCGUAGCAAAUCUCUGAUUACGUCAGAAAGACGACCUGUUGAUGUGUGGCGUCCUUACUAGUCAGUGUUUGUGGCAAUUAUAGAACAAGUCUACUGUCCACUGGUAUGUAUCAUUAUGGAUGUACAGAAUACCAUGUACCGAAAGAAAAUUUUGCAGGUGUUCGUGGCACCUUUAGCUUUUUUGUGCAAAUUGCAACCCCUAGUAAAAUGGUUAAGGUCUAGGACUCUCUAAGUACGAACAAUCAUGAACUCAAGUGUAACUAUGGAAGUCUAGAUGACGAUGGUUAUGAUAAUACGUGUAGUGGACAGUUUUAACUUUAAACGUUCGGCAUUCCCGUCCCGAGUGAGACAUUCAGACACUUGAAAAAUGUGCGCGUUUUAAGUAUAGGAUUAAAUAGUGUUUAUUGUCGAUCGAUAGGUGUUUUUACGUUAGAUAACUGAAUGUGAAUUUCAAAUCGUAACGUUUAAUGAAUUGUUGACUGUAUUAUAAGAUAAUGCAAAAAAUGUAAAUAAAGUUAUCGAAAUUUUUAUACUGCAGUGUUUUAUUUGAGAAAAUUUUAUUUGAUUUACAGUAUAGAGGUAUAUGUGAGUAUAAUAGUACUAUAACAAUGAUUUAUUCAUAAAACGUAGCCACAAAAAUAAAUAUUUUAUAAAGCUGCGCGAGUAAAAAGUUUUGGAUUGUGUCCAUUAUAGUCGAAACCACAGCGCGAGCUAUUUGGCACAGGUCAUUGCGUCCAGGCAUUAUCAAUGUAUGGAAAUGAAAUGUUUUAUCGCCGUGUAUUUACGUACUGAGCAUUUCAUUAAUUUCUGUUCAUCAAAUAUUUAUUUUUACGGUCUUACUAAUAAAAAUAUAUUAAACAACUGUUUAACGUCUGAUUACUUAUUCAGUGUUUAAGGCGUGAAUAGCUAGAUAUACAACACCUUACUAAUAAACAGUGUGUAAGCCUUGAGUAACUAUUUAAUUGUUAUAACACUAACUACUGGUAACAUUUUGAGAAGUGUUCCGAAACCUUAAAACGUUAAAAACACCACACAUUUCUAUUUCUAUUUUUCUUUCAUAUUUACAUGAUCUUAUUUACCAGUCACUAGAAAAUAAGAAAUGAAGGACUUCUGUUUAUUACAAAAUAUUUUCAGUAUACAUACAUGCAGAUAUUUAAAUUAUUUUAUUUAAUAUUUUCCAAUCAGUAAAAUGUCAUCUAUAAUUAAGAAUAUGUUUUGAACGCGCUUUGAAACGUCAAAUGUCAUUUUCCGCAAGAAAUGUAUAUAAAAAGAUAAAUACAAAUCCAGGUCGUGUGGUUUUUUGUAUUAAUAUUUCAUAUGCAUUCAUUUUAUUAUUGAUAACAAUGAGAAAUGGAGUCGUUUGUAUCGUAGCAAAGAAGAGAAAGCGUGCUACUAAUUGGGAUCCCUUGUGAUUGAGUUUAAACAUAAGGAUGAGCAGAUGAUGAGAAAUCAAGUUCUCAAUGAGAACUGUCGUAGACUGAAAAUGAGGUAACAAUGAAACACAUGCUAGUAGAAGCCUAUGAGUGGACACGAGCUGAACAAGAGCU
Molecule: messenger RNA, 3052 nt
Organism: Spodoptera frugiperda (fall armyworm)
Lineage: Eukaryota; Metazoa; Arthropoda; Insecta; Lepidoptera; Noctuidae
Gene: RunxB
Product: runt-related transcription factor 1
Exons: 7
Coding region: 316-1566 (416 amino acids)
Biological process (GO): regulation of DNA-templated transcription
Cellular component (GO): nucleus
Molecular function (GO): RNA polymerase II cis-regulatory region sequence-specific DNA binding; DNA-binding transcription factor activity, RNA polymerase II-specific; ATP binding
Source: RefSeq, a predicted model, not a curated record